AUGCAGAUCCCAUACACUGCCAUUACUACGAUUAGUAUUCCUAGUGUUAUAAUAGUCAUUAGCCCUUCAUCCAGUUUGCUAAGUUCUCAACUUUGUAGAAUUAGCAAAGUGUUUUAUCAUUGUCUAAUUGAAAACGGACGCUCAUUUCUUAGUCGUGCAAAUUCAAAUAGUCGUGACCUUGGGAUCCUUAUUGCUUCACAGUUUCUUCAAUUUGAUUGCCUAACAAGCAAUCACAAGACAAAUUUCUUCGAUACCUAG
This is a messenger RNA of Schistosoma margrebowiei, 258 nucleotides long. NCBI's taxonomy places the organism in Eukaryota, Metazoa, Platyhelminthes, Trematoda, Strigeidida, Schistosomatidae. The record is from the annotation of a GenBank genome assembly.